Molecule: messenger RNA, 2629 nt
Organism: Leopardus geoffroyi (Geoffroy's cat)
Lineage: Eukaryota; Metazoa; Chordata; Mammalia; Carnivora; Felidae
Product: myosin regulatory light chain 12B
Exons: 5
Coding region: 1790-2308 (172 amino acids)
Cellular component (GO): myofibril; cytoplasm; stress fiber
Molecular function (GO): calcium ion binding
Source: RefSeq, a predicted model, not a curated record
AGCACGCAGGAGGGGAUGCAGCAGCUGAUGCAACAGGCCACAGAAGACAACUAGAGCCCAGGCUGUGUUCUUCGGCCGCAGCCUCGCUCCUCGGCCGACACAGCGGGCUUCGCUCGGUCCUGAGCGAGAACCCCUCUUGCAUCCCCCCGUCCCGAGUUGGAUCUCGCCGCGCCUUCCGGUGCGCUUUCCGGUCCACUUCUCGAGGCAGGAAGUGCCGGGCGCCGCCACUGUAGCACCACAGCCCAGCGAUCGUCGCCGUCGCUCGUCGUCUCGCGCAGGGCAGACCGGGCUCUGGUGUCUGGCGGCGGUGAGUGGCGCUCGCCCCGGCGCGCGACAUCCCUCGGGCCUCCCCCCUCGCCCCCUCCCUUCCAGCCUCGCGCCCGCCGCCGGGACCCCGCCCCAAUAGACCCGGACGCCGGGGACCGGGGGCUUCGGAACCUGUUGGGCUGGGCGAAGAGGGUUGAUGAAGAGGCCCUGGCAGCGGCCGGGCCUGGGCCUGAACGUUGAGAGGCCGGGCAGCGCCAGGGCGGAUGAAGCCGGGCUAGGGAGACGCCCUGCUGGAAGAGGUGGCUGGGUACCGGGCAGCGCGUAGACCGGCCCUGCAUCACCCGGGUGACUUCACACACCUGGUGCCUCCGACCUCCCGCGGCCCCGCUGCCAGCACCUGCUCUGUGCCGCACACAGGGCUGGAUGCUUUGGUGGGUGCAGGAGUCUAGUGGUGCGUGCUUCUUUGCCUUAGGUGAAGUGUCCACGGAAACUGUUAAGAGAACCUGUACCGGAGUGCAUGGUUGGUACAGGCUAAAAUGGAACGAUGCCCAUAGGAGUUGUAACUCUCACUGUGUCUUGCAUCUUGUAAAGAUUCAGGUCAUGCGUGUUGAUGCAAGAAAAGGACAAAUCACAAGUCAAGAAAGAUUUCCUGAAGAAAAAAAUCGUAACCUCCUUGAAGACCUUAAAUUCAGCCCUAGGAGGUAGAACUGAAGUAUUUCUGGCAGGAUCUGUGGUAGGAGGUAACAAGAGGAAAAUCUCAAAAGGUGGGAAUUGUGUUGGGUGAAAAGGAGACAGUGGGGAGACCAGCCUGAAUGGAACAAGAACUAUAAUGAGUAAUAGGUGGGUAUAAGGGUAGAUAGGUAGGUAAGUGAGACGUUUUUAUGGAUGUCUUGAAAACUUGGCCAGAAAUAACAGAUUAUGUAAGAGGCAUUAGGCAGUCAUUUUGGAUUCAUUACUAAGGGAGUAAUAUGAAGAAAGGGGUGCUUAGAAAAUUAGUUUGGCAGCCUUUGUUUAAGAUGGAUUUGAAAUGGUCUUUUCGUAAGAGAAGAAUCAUAGCAUUUUUAGAAUUCAAAAGAACCUUAAAGAUUAUCUUGUGAAAUAGAUGACUUGUCGUAUAGAUUAUCUUUCAUUUUAUAAUUGAGGACAUUGAAACCCAGAGAAGCGAGAUAAUUUGCCCGAGGUCACUUGAAGGACUCACGUGUGCCUCUCAUUUUCUUUGUAAGCAUUAGGUGGACCCCACUGGGCCUCAUAACUAAGUGCACAGCUUUUUGUUUGUUCAGGCACUGUUGAAUGAAACAGCUUCUAUAUUGGAUGGCUUGAUGUUUAUUUAUGCUUUAAUGAGACUGAGCUUCGACAGGAUAGACUGAAACUUCUGAAGGACAGAUCCCCAGACCGUUGCUCAUGUAUCCAGUCAUUUGAUCCUCGUAAUUAGCACCAACAUUAGUCUUGACUACAAUAAUGACCAUGGGAAUCCAUGAGAAAUUUCUAAAGAUUUUGUUAGACCUUGAAUUAAAUAGCCACCAUGUCGAGCAAAAAGGCAAAGACCAAGACCACCAAGAAGCGUCCCCAGCGCGCAACAUCCAACGUGUUCGCCAUGUUUGACCAGUCACAGAUUCAGGAAUUCAAAGAGGCCUUCAACAUGAUUGAUCAGAACAGAGAUGGUUUCAUUGACAAGGAAGAUUUGCAUGAUAUGCUUGCUUCUCUAGGGAAGAAUCCAACCGAUGCAUACCUUGAUGCCAUGAUGAAUGAGGCUCCGGGGCCCAUAAAUUUCACCAUGUUCCUUACGAUGUUUGGUGAGAAAUUAAACGGCACAGAUCCGGAAGAUGUCAUCAGAAAUGCUUUUGCUUGCUUUGAUGAAGAAGCAACUGGCACCAUCCAGGAAGACUACCUGAGAGAGCUGCUGACAACGAUGGGAGACCGGUUUACGGAUGAGGAGGUGGACGAGCUGUACAGAGAAGCGCCUAUCGACAAAAAGGGGAAUUUCAAUUACAUCGAGUUCACGCGCAUCCUUAAACAUGGAGCAAAAGACAAAGAUGAUUGAAAGAACUUCAGCUAAAACCUUCCAAUUGCUUUGUUUUUCUCUGUUUUAUCUCCUAGACACUGUCCCCCACCCGCAUAGACCUGUUGCAUGCAACUUAGUUUCACGGCUUUGCCUCUUUUUUUGAUGUAUUUAUUCUAGACCUUUCUGCCAUUUAGCACUUGUAUAAUCAGACUGCAAAUGGGGUUGAGGUUGUAAAUUGUUCUGAAAAAGAGAUUGCGAAUAAAAAUCAACAAAUGUGAAAGCCCAGGAAAAUAUAUCCGGUAUUUCUGGUUUUGCUGGAUUUUUACAUUUUUAUAUAAUAAAACACUAUUUUGAAAUAAA